AUGCUUUCCGGGAGGGUAUUGCUGCAGCUGUCCAAUGAAGUGGCGGUAUGGUUGGUUAUGUUUUCUUUUUUGGAUUAUAAACACGGGGUGCACUCACCUGGCCAUCAGGGUUCUGGAAAAUCACCAACCAGCUGGCUCGAUCAGCAACAACUCUCUCUUUAUAAUUUCUUCUCUUUGUUGGCCUGUCUCUACUUCUCCCGAAUUGGCACCUACAUCAAAGAUCACAAAAAUUUCCCUCCGCUCAACCUGUGGUGGUCCACCUGA
Protopolystoma xenopodis is the source of this 264-nucleotide messenger RNA. NCBI's taxonomy places the organism in Eukaryota, Metazoa, Platyhelminthes, Monogenea, Polystomatidea, Polystomatidae. The record is from the annotation of a GenBank genome assembly.